AUGAAGUUCUUCAUCGAUGCUUUCUUCAGACAUCGAUGGUACAGUGGGAAUCACAAACGUGAUGGUCCCUCACUACUUCAGGCGUGGAACGCCUACAUCCAUAAUCUCGAGGAUGUAGGUCGUGACGCUUGGAACGACAAACUUAUCAAAGCUCGUGAUAAGUUUGAAAAGCGAACCCCGACAGGUGCACGCUACAAGCUGCAUCGUCUGUCAAGGGAGAAAGGAUUACCCUGCCUCUCUUGGGGAGACUCGUGCCCAUGUUGUGUGAACAACUCUGCACGAGCACCUAAGGAGGCUUACCUCCUUACCAGCCCGUGGUGGCGCGUACGUGUCUCUACUGAGAUGUACGAAGGGAUUGACAACCUGAAAUCCCUUUACGACCGUGCCGGGAAGACUUUCUCCGGCGGUCCUUCUGCGGCACAGGAUGUGUCGCGUCGUACUGCUCGACCAGACCCAGUACGUCAACCAUCAAUUGGGAGCGGGGCUCCCAAGAAUCCCAGGACGGGGGAUAGCCGCGCCACCGGACGAGGUAACUCGUCCGACGUCCGUUCACGUCGCGGUGGUUCAACAGCUGCUCUACUAGAUAGCGCUGGCCACCGCGAGAGUCCUCUAAUGGAGGUGGAGGAGGAGGAAAGACGCUCUCCACACGAUCAUGUGGAUCGGUGUGUUCCCGAGAGCUUCUUUGAUCGCGUAACGCAAGGGUUACGCGACGAUCUCGAGCAUGAGCGGAAUAGGCGUCUCCAGAUGGUGGACACUGCCUCGAAGCAUCGAGCUGAGUUUGCCUUUGCUCAGCUUGAGAACGAGAGAUCUCUGACAUCUCUUCGUGACGAGCUAAGGGUAGCUCGUGGGAUUGUUGAUCGGUCUCAGGCUGAGAUAACUGCUCUUCAGACCCUUGUUGAUGCCCACCAUCAGGAGCACAAGGCUCUCUGCGAGAUGCUUGAGCGCAAGGGCGUUCUUCAUCGGAAGAAGCAGCGUACUGAUGGUACGGCUUAA
This is a messenger RNA of Peronospora matthiolae, 993 nucleotides long. Lineage: Eukaryota; Oomycota; Peronosporomycetes; Peronosporales; Peronosporaceae. The record is from the annotation of a GenBank genome assembly.